Choloepus didactylus (southern two-toed sloth) is the source of this 3689-nucleotide messenger RNA. RefSeq names its product pinin, desmosome associated protein (gene PNN). The transcript is spliced from 9 exons. The coding region runs from base 410 to 2587 and encodes 725 amino acids. The record is from RefSeq and is a predicted model, not a curated record. NCBI's taxonomy places the organism in Eukaryota, Metazoa, Chordata, Mammalia, Pilosa, Megalonychidae. Gene Ontology annotation, cellular component: catalytic step 2 spliceosome.
AGACUCGUCUCUUCCCCACACUGAUCUGAUUAAGUGGUUAAAACGAUGUCAACAGCACAGCUUAAAACAGCUGGAAAACUCUGCACUCUUUGCCAAAAUACAAGGUUUUUGAGCCUACGUCCCCGAGGACGCAGCGCUCUCAAACCCGCCUCGGCUCUGCGCUAAAAGAGGAUCCACGCACCCCCAGCUAACUGGGGAGAGACGAUCGUCUCGCAGGCUUUGCAUUGGCCCAGAGUCACAAAGGCCGGCAGCUUCUCCCCUCUUCCGGACGCUGAGUGGUUGAGGCCGAAAAACAACGCUUAUAGCCAUUGGCUGAAUACAGCUGUCGCUCUUUACGUGUCUCGCGGCGCGGCGCGACAUAGCCAGGCGCGGCCUAUAGACCAGUCUCGAAGCCAGCUGCAGGGAGAAGAUGGCGGUCGCAGUGAGAACUUUGCAGGAGCAGCUAGAAAAGGCCAAGGAAAGCCUAAAGAACGUGGAUGAGAAUAUUCGCAAGCUCACCGGGCGGGAUCCGAAUGACGUGAGGCCCAUCCAAGCCAGAUUGCUAGCCCUUUCUGGUCCUGGUGGAGGUAGAGGACGUGGUAGUCUGUUGCUGAGGCGUGGAUUCUCAGAUAGUGGAGGAGGACCCCCAGCUAAACAGAGAGACCUUGAAGGGGCAGUCAGUAGGCUGGGCGGGGAGCGUCGGACGAGGAGAGAAUCACGCCAAGAAAGCGACGCAGAGGACGAUGAUGUUAAAAAGCCAGCGUUGCAGUCUUCAGUCGUAGCUACCUCCAAAGAGCGUACACGUAGAGAUCUUAUCCAGGAUCAAAAUAUGGAUGAAAAGGGAAAGCAGAGAAAUCGACGAAUAUUUGGCUUGUUGAUGGGCACCCUUCAGAAGUUUAAGCAAGAAUCCACUGUUGCUACUGAGAGGCAAAAGAGGCGCCAGGAAAUUGAACAAAAACUUGAAGUACAGGCAGAAGAAGAGAGAAAGCAGGUUGAAAAUGAGAGAAGAGAACUGUUUGAAGAGAGGCGUGCUAAACAGACAGAACUGCGGCUUUUGGAACAGAAGGUUGAGCUUGCACAGCUGCAAGAAGAAUGGAAUGAGCAUAAUGCCAAGAUAAUUAAAUAUAUAAGAACUAAGACAAAGCCCCAUUUGUUCUACAUUCCUGGAAGGAUGUGUCCAGCUACCCAAAAACUAAUAGAAGAGUCACAGAGAAAAAUGAAUGCUUUAUUUGAAGGUAGACGCAUUGAAUUUGCAGAACAAAUAAAUAAAAUGGAGGCUAGGCCUAGAAGACAAUCAAUGAAGGAAAAAGAGCAUCAGGUGGUGCGUAAUGAAGAACAGAAGGCGGAACAAGAAGAGGGUAAGGUGGCUCAGCGAGAGGAAGAGUUGGAGGAGACAGGUAAUCAGCACAAUGAUGUAGAAAUAGAGGAAGCAGGAGAGGAAGAGGAAAAGGAAGUAGGUAUAGUUCAUAGUGAUGCAGAGAAAGAACAGGAGGAGGAGGAGCAAAAACAGGAAAUGGAUGUUAAGAUGGGGGAAGAAACUGAGGUAAGGGAAAGUGAGAAGCAGCGGGAUAGUCAGCCUGAGGAGGUUAUGGAUGUGCUAGAGAUGUUUGAGAAUGUCAAAAACGUAAUUGCUGAGCAGGAGGUAAUGGCAACUAAUCAAGUUGAAAGUAUGGAACCUUCAGAACAUGAAACUAGCAAAGAAAUGGAGCCAGAGAUGGAAUUUGAAGUUGAGCCAGAUAAAGAAUGUAAAUCUCUUUCUCCUGGGAAAGAGAAUUGUAGUGCUCUAGAAAUAGAAAAGGAGCCCGAGGAAAAAGAAGAAAAAGCAUCUGAUCCCCAGCCAGAGCCUAUGGCUCAACCUCAACUUCAACCUCAGCCCCAUUCCCAAACCCAGUCUCAGCCCCAAUCUCAGUCUCAAUCUCUGUCCCAACCAGUACUCCAGCCCCAGUCUCUCUCUCAGCCUGAGACUUUGCCAUUAGCUGUUUUACAGCCACCACCUCAGGUUACUCAGGAGCAAGGGCAUUUACUUCCUGAGAGGAAGGAGUUACCAGUAGAAUCUGUAAAACUCACUGAGAUGCCAGUAGAGCCAGUCUUGACAGUACAUCCAGAAAGCAAGAGCAAAACCAAAACUAGGAGCAGAAGCAGAGGUCGAGCUAGAAAUAAAACUAGCAAGAGUAGAAGUCGAAGCAGUAGCAGUAGUAGCUCUAGUAGUAGCUCAACUAGUAGCAGCAGUGGAAGCAGUUCCAGCAGUGGCAGUAGUAGUAGUCGAAGUAGUUCCAGUAGCAGCUCCAGUACAAGUGGCAGCAGCAGCAGAGAUAGCAGUAGCAGCACCACUAGUAGUAGUGAGAGUAGAAGUCGAAGUAGGGGCCGGGGACAUAAUAGAGAUAGAAAGCACAGAAGGAGUGUGGAUCGGAAGCGAAGGGAUACUUCAGGACUAGAAAGAAGUCACAAAUCUUCAAAAGGUGGUAGUAGUAGAGAUACAAAAGGAUCAAAGGAUAAGAAUUCACGGUCUGACAGAAAGAGGUCUAUAUCAGAGAGUAGUCGAUCAGGCAAAAGAUCUUCAAGAAGUGAAAGAGACCGAAAAUCAGACAGGAAAGACAAAAGGCGUUAAUGGAAGAAGCCAGGCUUUCUUAGCCCAUUCUUUGCAGCAGAAGAUUUCUUGAUGAGUAAAAGGAUUACCUUUCCUUGUAAGGAGGAUGCUAUGCUGCCUUAAGAAUUGCAUGUUGUAAAAAUUCUUUUUGGAAAAUACAGACUGUUUGUUUACCAGACAUUCUUGUACUUUUUGCAUAAUUUUGUAAGAGUUAUUUAUCAAAAUUAUGUGAGGUUCCAAAUAUGUAAAAAUAAUAAUAAUAAAAAAAGAUUAACAUCCCUUGUCAUCUUUUUUAAAUAUCCUAUUCUCGUCAGUAAGAAUCUGUAUAUUUUAAUAGGUAAAUAAGUCUGUUCCCUUCUAAUUCUGUAUGAUAAAUUGCUUUUGUAGAAAUAAAUGUGCAUUUCUUUCAUUAUUUUUGAGAUGUCCUUGUUGACACUUGUAUAAUAAAUAUCCUCGGUAUCAUUUUCAACUUUUAUCAUUAGAUACUGAACAUGAUUUGAAUGUUUUUUGAAGGUUACCACACUUUUUUGCCUCAGAUAUUUUGCGUUGUUGGAUCUUUGCAGCUUUGAGGGACAAUAUAAAUUGUUCUCUUCUUUACUUUAAAAAUCAUUUUCCAUUUUCUCAUAUCCCAUGUUAUUUAAAUUUAAGCAUUUUCCCAUUUCUCAUGUUUAAACCAUAUAUUAAGGUUCAGCAGGUAAAACAAUAUGGUUUGGUUAGCAUUUUCUUCCUGAUUAUGGGAACAUCAUUCUUUUGACUCCAUGGUUGUGUGAUACAGCUUAUAUGUCUUUUAACAAAAAUAAUCACUUUCUAGUGGAGGGAGGUAGAAAAAUUUCUUCUGAACUUGGUUUUUGAGUUUGUGGUCUUGUCUUAACUUUUGUGUUGGUUCUAACUGGAACAUGCCCAAUAUAUGUUUUCAAGAAUUUUGUUUAAGGAAGUAUUGUAUGGAAGUUUACAAACUGAGGGAAGUUCACCUAGACUUGAAUAUGUAAGCAACAUAACACACAAGUGUACCAAGUGAUUAUUAACUUUGUUGUUUUAUAAAUUUGUAUGAACUUGAAGUUAUCUGUUGCCCAUUGCUAUAUAUGUGCAAAUAAAUGUGGCUUAGACUUGUGUGACUGCUUAA